GUCAGAGCGCCCCCUAUUACUUGGAGGUGGUGCCUUCUGCUACCUAGCUACUAGCCCAUAAGCUACUGCUUUUUCUUGGUUUCUGUCCUGAGUUCAUUAACAAUGGUACAAUUAGUGGGGUCUCUCCGAAAAGAGCUCGCUGACUCUGUAUCCGAUUGCAAUGUGCUGGUGGUCGGAGCUGGAGGGAUUGGCUGUGAGCUCUUGAAAAAUCUUGUUCUCACCGGUUUCAAAAAUAUAGAAGUGAUUGAUCUGGACACUAUUGAUGUGAGCAAUCUGAACAGACAAUUCCUGUUCCAAAAGAAACAUGUGGGAAAGUCCAAGGCACAGGUGGCCAAAGAGAGUGUGCUGCAAUUCUGUCCCACUGCCAAUAUCAAAGCCUACCAUGACAGCAUCAUGAACCCAGAUUACAACGUGGAAUUCUUCAGGAACUUCAUGCUUGUCAUGAACGCCUUGGACAAUCGAGCGGCUCGUAACCAUGUGAACAGAAUGUGUCUUGCAGCAGACAUUCCCCUUAUUGAAAGUGGCACAGCUGGCUACCUUGGGCAGGUGACUGUUAUUAAGAAGGGUCUUACAGAGUGCUAUGAGUGCCAGCCCAAACCAACACAGAAAACCUUCCCUGGCUGCACGAUUCGCAACACUCCGUCGGAGCCCAUACACUGCAUUGUGUGGGCCAAGUACCUAUUUAACCAGCUGUUUGGAGAGGAGGAUGCUGAUCAGGAGGUGUCCCCUGACACGGCUGACCCAGAACUUUCAUGGAACCCUGCAGACACUGAAGCCCGAGCCACGGCAUCUGAUCAGGAUGGAGACAUCAAGCGGGUGUCUACCAAAGACUGGGCACGCUCCACAGGCUACGAUUCCGUGAAACUCUUCAACAAGCUUUUCAAAGAUGACAUUCAGUACCUCCUGACUAUGGACAAACUGUGGAAAAAAAGGAAAGCCCCGCUGCCUUUGGAUUGGCUUGAGCUUCAAAAACUUGCGUGUCCCCAGGAGGUGACUGGGACAGGUCUGAAGGACCAGCAUGUCUUGGGUGUUGCAGGCUACUCGCAGCUUUUUUCUCGCAGCGUGGAAACCCUGCGCUCUAUGCUGGCUGACAAAGGAGAUGGAGCAGAGCUUGUGUGGGACAAGGACGACCCUGCAGCGAUGGACUUUGUGACAGCAGCCGCAAACCUGCGCAUGCAUAUUUUCAGCAUGAACAUGAAAAGUCGUUUUGACAUCAAGUCCAUGGCAGGGAACAUCAUCCCGGCGAUUGCUACAACCAAUGCUGUCAUUGCUGGCCUGAUAGUGCUGGAGGCACUAAAGAUUCUGUCCGGAGAUGUGGAACAGUGUCGCACGAUCUUCUUGAACAAGCAGCCCAACCCCAGAAAAAAGCUGCUAGUUCCAUGUGCUCUGGACCCACCCAGUGCCAACUGUUAUGUGUGCGCAAGCAAGCCAGAAGUCACAGUCAAACUGAAUGUGAACAAAACUCUGGUGCUGGCUCUUCAAGACAAGAUAUUAAAGGAGAAGUUCGGGAUGGUGGCGCCGGAUGUGCAAAUUGAGGAUGGGAAGGGGACAAUCCUCAUCUCCUCAGAGGAGGGUGAAACAGAAGCAAACAACAGCAAGUUCCUGUCUGAUUUUGGGAUUCGAAAUGGCAGCCGCCUGCAGGUGGAUGACUUUCUACAGGACUACACACUUCUAGUUAAUGUGAUUCACUGUGAGGAAUUGGAGAAGGAUGUAGAGUUUGAGGUGGUAGGUGAUGCCCCCGACAAAGCCCCAACCCCACCCAGCUCACAGGAGGAGCAAAAAAACUUUGCAAAUGGCAACAAAGACUCUGCAGAACCGUCCACCUCGUCCAACGCCCCUGCUGAGCAGGAUGAUGUUCUGAUAGUGGAUUCAGAUGAGGAGCCCUCCUCCAGCACGAUGGAUGUUAGUACUGAAUCAGGAGGCCUCAAGAGGAAGCUUCAUGACGCUGAGACUGGCGAGGCCUCAGCCAAGCGCCAACGCCUGGACCAGGCCACGGCUGAUGACGACGACGAUAUAAUUGCGCUAGACUAGUAUGUCUCCUGACCAAUCACCUCUGUGUUUUCAUACGCUGUUUCUCUUACCAAACAUCUGUAAAUAUAAAUGUACAAAAACUGUUAAGUUUGCCUGUUUGUUUUUGUUUGUUUUUCUUUUGGUCAACAGAAUACUGUUUUUCAGUGAGAAAUCUGCAAAGACUAUCACUGUUGGAAAGAAAUGCUUUUGAUUUUUGUAUUUUUUAUAAUGUAUUUGUCAGGAUGUCGUUUUUAGGGAGUCUUUAAAAGAAAUGCAUUGAAUAUGUGUUUUCAGUGUAUUUCACCCAGAUCAAUGCGAAGUAAACGUAUACAUGGAAGGAAUGUUAAAGGAAAUCACACCCAAUCAUUUAUUUGGGUCUAGUAUUGACUACAUUAUUUUGCUGUAAUUGUUGACUAUUAACCACUUGCAGGGUAAUAUGCUUUGUCACAGCUGGUUAAAAGAGAAAUUGUACUGGAAUUUGUUACUUUAUUUAUACAUUUGUCAUACAUGUGGUUUAUAGUUUGAUCCGUCAUAGCCAGAACCUAGAGUUCCCUUAGGGCCAUAUAGAUAAUGAUAAUAAACUCACUAUAACUAGUA
Esox lucius (northern pike) is the source of this 2607-nucleotide messenger RNA. It is a transcript of the gene uba2, whose product is annotated as ubiquitin-like modifier activating enzyme 2. Gene Ontology annotation, molecular function: SUMO activating enzyme activity. Gene Ontology annotation, cellular component: SUMO activating enzyme complex; cytoplasm. The record is from RefSeq and is a predicted model, not a curated record. The coding region runs from base 103 to 2031 and encodes 642 amino acids. Gene Ontology annotation, biological process: protein sumoylation. NCBI's taxonomy places the organism in Eukaryota, Metazoa, Chordata, Actinopteri, Esociformes, Esocidae. The transcript has 17 exons.